AAGGCGUGCUCUUUAAGAGGUUUACGAUUUAUAAUUAUUAUCACAUUUUUGAAUUUGAUCAACUUAAAAACGGAAAGUUUAAUUAUAACAUAAUUAUUUUCUUGUUACUCGUUACACUCGGGCCAAACUUUACAAACAGGACCAGAGAAGCAAGUUAAAGCUGCACCCAUCCAUCUAGGGCUAUUCAUUGUCGUGGAGGAGCUCCGGUUCCACAAGGAGACUCCAUCCUAGAAACCGCCCCCUCCCACACUGGAUGCCCCCGCUUCAGAUGGAUCUCAAAAUACAUAAAGCCUCCAUGUUGCGCACUGGGCAUGUUGGCCCCACACUGAUGACCAAUUCCUUUGAAAAGUCUCUGCUGUAACAUCGAAUUUUAUUUUUAUUUGCAUCCUGAGUUAGUUUCGAUCGUGUGUUUGGACGAUAAUCUCCCGGAUCCUGUUCGCGCGGUUCACAAGGCACGCCGUCACAUUUUUCUCAGUGGAUUCACGCAGCUAACCAGGCUAACCUAAGCUAACUCGGAGCCAGUUCAGAUCCAGCAUCGGACCGUUCGUCACACAAUACACACACUCGUGUUGGAUGAGUGGUCGACCAAGAUCAUUGUUUACAUCUGUUGACAUUAACAGAGGAGGCAUUUUUGGUGGUGUAAUGCCCUAAAUGACAACCAGGUCGACCAGGAUCCCACCCUCCUCUUCCGACGGUGCUAGCUGGUUGCUGGUUCGCGCCGCCGCCACAACGACGCCUCUGAUCGGCCGCUAAGCCUGCUGGCUCUGGGGGCUCGCAGGUUCUCCGCGCCUUUAGACCCACUAGCUUAACUAGUUAGCUUGCACAAGAAGCGGGCUCGGUUGCUGGAUAAGACAAACAUUCACAACUGUAAAGGAAACCCGCAUCCGUCGCAAUGGACCACAUGUCCAUCAUCACACAGGUUUCCAAUCCCAAAGAGGAGGAAAUCAUCUCGUUCAACCAGGAGAAAGCGGCGUCGCAGUCCAACGUCAGCCUCAAGAAGCAGAGGAAUCGCAGCAUCUUCAGCUCCUUCUUCUGCUGCUUCCGCAACUACAAUGUGGAGGUGCCCGCGUCCAACACUAUCAGCAGCUCUCUGCCACCCCCAGUGGAGGAGAAUGGAACUCCGCCCAAGUCCGACCAGGUCCAGGUCAUCCCUGUCCCUAGUCCUCCGGCCAAAUACCUCCUCCCGGAGUUGACGAUAGCGGACGACGGCAAGAAGUGUGUUGUGAUCGACCUGGACGAGACCCUGGUCCACAGCUCCUUCAAGCCUAUCAGCAAUGCGGAUUUCAUCGUUCCCGUGGAGAUCGACGGUACUGUUCAUCAGGUGUAUGUGCUGAAAAGACCGCACGUCGACGAGUUUCUACAGAGGAUGGGAGAGCUGUUUGAAUGUGUGCUGUUUACCGCCAGUCUAGCCAAGUACGCCGACCCCGUGGCCGACCUGCUGGACCAGUGGGGGGUGUUCCGCGCCCGUCUCUUCCGGGAGUCGUGCGUCUUCCACCGGGGGAACUACGUGAAGGACCUUAGCCGGCUGGGCCGCGAGCUGGCCAGCGUCAUCAUCGUGGACAACUCGCCCGCCUCCUACAUCUUCCACCCGGAGAACGCGGUGCCGGUGCAGUCGUGGUUCGACGACAUGAACGACUCGGAGCUGCUGGACCUGCUGCCUUUCUUCGAGGGACUAAGCAAAGAGGACGAGGUCUACGGGGUCCUGCAGGACCUGAGGGGGAGGUAGCAGGACCACCGGCGGCUCCCUCCGCCACCUGCUCCUCGCGGGGCCACCAGCGUGUACCCAGCCCCCCCAGGCCUGUGUGUGUCUCUCUCGCUGAUGCCCCCCCCCUCCCCCAACUCCAACUCCCUUGCUCCCUCCCCUCUCCUCACACUCCCACACAUCUGACUCAGAACUCAGGCAGAACCUCUCUCUCUCUCUCACACAUGUACACGUGCCCGUGCACCCCCUGGUUGCGCCCACUAGGGGGUGCCCAUGGAGUCUCACUGUGGAAAAAAAGAAAAAACUAAAACAAUGCUAUACUUCUACCUGAACCUUCCUCUCCUCUCUGUGACCUGCUGGAGACCGGACAUCUCUGUACAAAAAGAGUUCCCCGCGGACGGUGGAAACAGACUGGGCUCCGUAUCCGUGCAGUCCCCCCUCCUCUGAGGACCGGAGACGGGGGUCCUUCAUACCGUCGUGGUGUGGGGGGGGGGGGGGG
This is a messenger RNA of Gadus chalcogrammus (walleye pollock), 2201 nucleotides long. RefSeq names its product CTD small phosphatase-like protein. The coding region runs from base 893 to 1726 and encodes 277 amino acids. Lineage: Eukaryota; Metazoa; Chordata; Actinopteri; Gadiformes; Gadidae. The transcript has 8 exons. Gene Ontology annotation, molecular function: RNA polymerase II CTD heptapeptide repeat phosphatase activity. The record is from RefSeq and is a predicted model, not a curated record.